GUAGUGUGGAACGCGGAUAGGUGUUUGUUUGUGAUGCGGCUAUAUGCGAGGCUUUGUUGCCUGCGGCUCGCAACGAUGAGUCAUCUACGCGCCUCUCGGACGCGCUUUUUUGUUUUCUCUCUCCUCUCCCCGUUGUGUAAAAAAGUUUCGACUGAUGCACGGAUCGGCGUAUUUUUCAAGAUCAAAAAUGAAGAAUAUGGGAAGUACUUGAUUGAUGCUUUUAAUUGAACAAAAAUGAAUACCGAGCAACAUGCUCUGCCAGCGACUACGCAGGCACAACAAGAGGAAGUAAGUGCAGGUCAGAGUGGUCGUUCCUCAUAUCAAGGUGGUCUGGCAACUCCAACAAGUCUUGGCAAUGUAGGAAGUAAUCCGCAAUCAUCCGCUGACCUGCGUGUAGGUACAGCUGUAGCGUUAGCGUCCUCAGUAGCUAAAUACUGGGUCCUCACCAAUCUCUUUCCAGGACCGAUACCUCAGGUAUCGGUCUACCACCACCCUCACCACAGAGUUGGUGCAGCAGGUGGUGAAGUCCAGACCACCAAAGACUCAGCAAUUUUGUUGAACCAGGAUAUGACACUUACCUCUAGUAUCCAUCAUCAAACGUCAACUGCACAACACCACCAGACAACAGUCAGUAGGAGUAGCCAUCAAGGCUCCCUACAGACAACCAUGCAGAUUCCUGUCUCUCUACCAGGACUCAACCUUGAUGGCAGCCACCUCCAAGCAAGUGUAAGCCAUUUGCAAGCAGCUCAUGCACAGAUGCAACAGCAGUUACAAUCCCAACAACAACAACAGCAAGCUCAAUUACAUCAGCAGCAGCAGCAGCAGCAACAACAACAAGUCCAGUCUCAUCAUCAAAUACAGAGUCAUCAGAAUCCUCAAAAUGCGGGACAAACUAAUCAGAACUCAUCAAGAGAUGAUAAAAUUAAAGACGAAUCGUCCGAGUGUUGCAACGACAACCAGGUACAAUCCCACGCACAGCACCAGCAGGCACAGGAAUUACAACAGACUCUAAUGCAUCAGCAGCAACAUCAACAGCAGAUCGGUGUCGGCAUCGGCGCUGCUACGAACACUGAUACUGCCAAUCCUGGUGGAGUGGAUAAAUCGGAGAAGAAGGAAGAGAUACGCCAUUUAAAUAUGACUCAGUUCCAAGUUCCCGAUAUAAAGACAGGUGGACACAUGAUGGACGUCCGAACAGCAGAUGGAUCGAUUGUUAAAAUCAGCGCCACGAGUGAUCAAGAUCUUGCUAAAACAUUGGGUGUUGAUAUAUCACAGUAUAUAAAUAAGGGCGCCGUUAACGUCGAGGAACUAAACCAGAUAAAUCAACUACUGGCGUAUCACGAAGUAUUCGGCAAGCUUCAAAGUGAGAUUGCGGCAGGCACGACUCUGAUUGGCAGUACGGUGCCGACGCAAACAGUGACUACUAUACAGAAUGGUACACCGAUUGUCCAACAGGUACAGCUUAAUAAAUUCGACGUAAAAACGAGCGAUGGUGAAGCAACACCUGGACCCAGUGGGUCGCCGGCGUCUGUUGGCAGCCACGCCUGUGAGGUUUGUGGCAAGAUCUUCCAAUUUCGAUACCAGUUGAUCGUCCAUCGUAGAUACCAUACGGAGAGAAAACCCUUCACUUGCCAGGUUUGCGGUAAGGCAUUUGCUACAGCGACCGAUUUGACUCGUCACGGAAAGUGUCAUUUGGGUGGUUCCAUGUUCACUUGCGCGGUCUGCUUUCAUGUGUUCGCUAAUGCCCCAUCACUAGAACGACACAUGAAACGACAUGCUACGGACAAACCAUACAAUUGCACAGUAUGCGGCAAAAGCUUUGCCAGGAAAGAACACCUCGAUAACCAUACCAGGUGUCACACAGGAGAGACUCCAUACAGGUGUCAGUACUGUGCAAAGACUUUUACACGCAAGGAGCACAUGGUGAACCAUGUUCGCAAGCAUACCGGGGAGACACCGCAUAGGUGCGACAUUUGCAAAAAGUCUUUCACGCGUAAAGAGCACUUCAUGAAUCACGUGAUGUGGCACACAGGCGAGACACCUCAUCAUUGUCAGGUCUGCGGAAAGAAGUACACCCGCAAAGAGCAUCUGGCUAAUCAUAUGCGCUCGCACACCAACGAUACUCCUUUUCGUUGUGAGAUUUGCGGCAAGUCAUUUACUCGCAAGGAGCACUUCACGAAUCACAUAAUGUGGCACACGGGCGAGACACCGCACCGUUGCGAUUUCUGCUCUAAGACGUUCACCAGAAAGGAGCACCUGCUCAAUCACGUCCGGCAGCACACGGGUGAGUCACCACACCGAUGCGGCUUCUGCUCCAAAUCGUUCACCAGAAAGGAACACCUUGUUAACCACAUCCGCCAACACACAGGAGAGACGCCGUUCCGCUGCCAGUACUGUCCGAAAGCGUUCACGCGCAAGGACCACCUAGUGAACCACGUCAGGCAGCACACGGGUGAGUCACCGCACAAGUGCCAGUAUUGCACGAAAUCCUUCACGAGGAAGGAACAUUUGACAAAUCACGUGCGUCAACACACAGGCGAGUCGCCGCACCGCUGCCACUUCUGCUCAAAGUCUUUCACCCGCAAGGAGCAUCUGACGAAUCAUGUCCGUAUCCACACCGGCGAAUCGCCGCACAGGUGUGAAUUUUGUCAGCGGACAUUCACCAGAAAGGAACAUUUAAACAAUCAUCUUAGGCAGCACACCGGCGACUCGUCGCACUGCUGUAACGUCUGCAACAAACCAUUCACGCGCAAGGAACACCUGAUAAAUCACAUGCGCUGCCACACGGGCGAGCGUCCGUUUGUCUGUACGGAAUGUGGCAAAAGUUUCCCGUUAAAAGGCAAUUUACUUUUCCACAUGCGCUCGCACAAUAAGGGCAGUCAGGCGGAACGUCCCUUCCGGUGCGACCUCUGCCCCAAGGACUUUAUGUGCAAGGGUCACCUGGUUUCUCACAGACGUUCCCAUUCAGAUGAACGGCCUCACAGUUGCCCGGACUGCGGCAAGACCUUCGUUGAAAAGGGCAACAUGCUCCGGCAUCUUCGCAAGCAUGCGGCUGAAGGUCCACCUACGCAGGUCAGCAGUGCAGCAUCGGCUCUGACAGUUAGUGCCGCGGCGGCGGCAGCAGCAGCGAGUAGCCCAGCCGCGUUGUCGGUAAUACCAUCGGCAGCGGCUGCGGCGGCAGCUGCAGUACUCGUAGGACAUCCACUGGCUCCUCCACAACAAGCGCCGCCAGCUGGCGUUGGGAUUCCUCAGCACACCGUCGUCGUACCCACACCACCUGGAGUACUCGCUUCGUACUGAGCGGAUAAUGCCAACUCUAAGCUACAACACAUCGGGCUCUUCUACUAACAGGGAGGUUGACUCUAUAUUGUUCGUACUAUGAUUUUUAAAUCAUUGGUUGCGCUUCGUUGAGGUCAGAUGACAAUUUAAUUCUUUCUUUGAUAACUUUUGUUAAAAUUUUAUUAAUGAUUUUACGAUAAAUGAACGUGAUCAGAAUUUGAUUCAACAAUCUUCAUUAUUGGAUUUUUAUUUACGCCUUGAUUAUUUUUGAAAUUCACUAAAUGAGAUGGAACUCUUGAGAAUUUGAAGUUAUAGCUAGCCAAAGUCUGUAGCCUUAUCGUGCUACCAAUGUACGCAUGAAAGUGAGCGCACCUUUUUUGAGUUAAAAAAGGAAGAAAACAAAGAUUCUAAUAAUGACCCUGAUGACCUAGCAUUAACGUCAACAUACGUUCUAUGCUUUCAGUGAUAAAAAGGGUAUGUGCGUCAAUUUUCUUUUCAGCCGAAAAAAAGCGAACAAAGAACAAAUUGUGCACAUGUCGCACAGUAUUCGCAUCGACGUGACAUGUAAUAUAAAAAACGUGAUCUCUCCUGAAACCCAAAGUCAUUUUUAUCAGCAAAGCUCUUUAAAGCAGAUUUGGGCAUGACUAAAAUUUAAAAUUUUGUCAUUAAAGCGAGCAACUAAAGCUCUGUUUUCUAGAACUUGGAAAUUACCGUACUAAUAUUAAUAAUUGAAAAUUUAUAUAUUUUAUUAUGAAAAUCUUUUUAAAAGAGCAUAGAAAAAUUAUUUUCUAAAAUUUAUUUGUAUUUAUUUUAGAUAAACAAAAUUUAUCUAAACUUUUGUUAAUAUAGUCAUUAAAAAUGAUUAGCAUUCAAUCAUGCAUCUGCAUAACUAUUUAUGCAAUUCUGAAUGACCCUGUCCUUCUUCAAAGAACCUUAGUGCAUGAUGAAAGUAUAAAGUUUGAACUUAAUAUUCGAGUUUGAAUAUCAGUGCAUGCAAAAUAAACUCAAAAAAAAAAAAUACAUAAGAAAUAUCGAUUCAAGAAUAAAGAGUCACUGCUUAGAAUACUUUUGCAGUAUAUUAGUACGCAAACUGGUGAAUAUGUAAUUUAAAGUAUGGUUCACGAUCGCAACUAACAAGUCUCUUAGAAUUUCUUA
Nasonia vitripennis (jewel wasp) is the source of this 4431-nucleotide messenger RNA. RefSeq names its product zinc finger protein 271. Gene Ontology annotation, biological process: regulation of transcription by RNA polymerase II. The transcript has 11 exons. The coding region runs from base 235 to 3297 and encodes 1020 amino acids. Gene Ontology annotation, molecular function: DNA-binding transcription factor activity, RNA polymerase II-specific; RNA polymerase II cis-regulatory region sequence-specific DNA binding. NCBI's taxonomy places the organism in Eukaryota, Metazoa, Arthropoda, Insecta, Hymenoptera, Pteromalidae. The record is from RefSeq and is a predicted model, not a curated record. Gene Ontology annotation, cellular component: nucleus.